AUGAAGGAUCAUACUAACAAGUAUAGAGCUAUGAAGGUAAAGAAAAGAAGCUCAAAUGGAGGGCCAUUGCAUACAAUUGAUAAUAAUGUACCAGUGAAGAAGAGAAACCUGUCAAAUAAAAAUUCGUUAAUAUUACAAGAAUUUGAAGAAAAACAGUCAGAUGACGACUGCGUUCCUGCCAGACUAGAUAGUGACAUGGCUGAAUAUCAGAAGUUACAGGAAUUACAAUAUCUACAAAAUUCUAUGCAGGAUGCAAAUGUCAGUUCCCAUGGAACGAACAUUUUACCGUUAAAUAAGAGAACAUUAAAACAAUUACAAACCCAAAUAUUUCAGUUAGAAACAUCAAAGUUCGAUUGUUCACAUUUUCUUUGUAGUAAAGCAAAUAUGGAAACGAUCGAGUUUUCAAGAUUAUGGUUCUUAUUUGAACUAGAAAUGAGUUACGACGGGAAAAUAAACUUAAGAAAUGAUUGCUACUAUAAUAAAGUUUAUUUCACCCUAGACAACCAUUGGGAGCAAAGUAACUGUCUCGCUCUCGAACACAAUAAAGGAUAUCCAAUUAUUCCCCUGGCACAACUAUUGAUACCCAAAUUAGACUUCGAACCAAGUCGUAUCGAUGAUCUAGACGUUUAUAUGGAAACCGUUAUCGACAAUUCGCUCUUGGCCCCAAGGAAAAAGAAAAUUCCACCAACGCUAUUAUUUCAAAGGAAUGUAAUCGACAUCUUUGAAGAUGUGCCCCCAAUUGAUACCAAAAAUAUUUUACGUAACGAUUCAACUUCUUUUACGAGUUCAACUAAAUCUGAGAAUGAUCAAAAAAAUAUCAACAAGGAAUUUUUGAACUCUAGAAAAGUUAGGUAUUUCGAAUGA
Molecule: messenger RNA, 864 nt
Organism: Kazachstania africana CBS 2517
Lineage: Eukaryota; Fungi; Ascomycota; Saccharomycetes; Saccharomycetales; Saccharomycetaceae
Gene: MAM1
Product: Mam1p
Exons: 1
Coding region: 1-864 (287 amino acids)
Source: RefSeq, a predicted model, not a curated record